Oncorhynchus gorbuscha (pink salmon) is the source of this 2243-nucleotide messenger RNA. RefSeq names its product transmembrane protein 204 (gene tmem204). The transcript is spliced from 3 exons. Lineage: Eukaryota; Metazoa; Chordata; Actinopteri; Salmoniformes; Salmonidae. Bases 999 to 1694 code for a protein of 231 amino acids. The record is from RefSeq and is a predicted model, not a curated record.
AGAAGAGGAGCUGCAGCAGCUAGAACGCCCCUUAGGCUCUUAGGGCUGAAAACACUCCCAUUCCUCGUCUCUGAGUGGACCUCAGGAGCGCACAUUCUCACACACACACAGAGUGAGGGAGGGAGUUGUCUGGUCAAACCUGUUGCAGCCACAUACUAAUAUCUCCCACCCUGAACCAACACUUCCCCCACACACAGAGACAGAGAGACAGCGAGAGAGAGAGAGAGUGAGGGUCAGAAGAAGUCUCUCCCAGUCGACAAAGCCCUUCCUUGGUUAAGCCUCUGUGAGCCGCCAGUGAGCCACUGGCCCUUAGCAACACGAUCCAGAGGAUCUGCUCUGCUGCUCUACUCUGCGUCUCCACUCCCCCGCCACCCCUGUGGAGAGUUUGAAGAAGAAGGAAAAAAACACAGAAGAAAGAAAGAAACUGGGGGAGCGGGGGAGGCAGACGCCUACACAGAGAAGAGGAAAGCUUGAAACAGCUGCAGAGAACCAACGGAGAGGAGAGCAAAUAGAAAUCAGACGAGGGGAGAAAAAGGGCCAUAAAAAUCAGUGGAAAAGAGGCGGUUGAAGAGACUAUAGUGGAGCGAGGUUCGAGAGCGAGAGCCAAGCUGCAGCCAGUCACCAAAGCCAGUGGAAUGGACCUCGACGUCGGUCAGAUUAACCCACGCCUGCCCACCGUGCAUUCCGAGGAGGAAAGCUGAACCAACUGACCUCCACCCCCAAAAACUCAAUGAGGAUGAAGCUAACAACAUGAGCUGAGCUAACAACACGACAAUAUGCUGAGCUAACACGUUCCUGUUUUUCUUCAGCAGUGUUACUGCCUGGGGUUAGCGUUAGCCGCUAGCUGACUGGCAGUAGAAGAGGAGGAGAGCCGGGGGCCACCGAGCACCGCUGGUGUUGCUGCCCAGGAGAGGCAGGGCAGUGCAGGAGAGGACCAGAGGGACGACGAGAGGGCGGUGGGGGAGGGAGAGGUGGCGGUGGUGGGCGGGCAGCGGCACAUGGCCGUGCAGCGGCUGGUGACGGCAGCGGUGGCGGUGGCCCUGCUGUCCCUGGUCCUCAACAACGUGGCGGCCUUCACCCCCAGCUGGGUGCUGCAGGCCCUGGAGGAUGGACGCAAGCGCAGCGUGGGGCUGUGGAGGAUGUGUCCCGUCAUGACUGGAGGAGAGAGAGGCCGGGAUGAACACGGUGUUGGGGGGUCCAAUAGGAGAGGUCAGGGGUCUCAGAGGCCGUGUGAGGGCCUGGGCUGGGGCUCGGAGUAUGCAGGCUACCAAGAGUCCCGCAGCACCGUCAAAUUGCAGUUUGACAUGAUGCGAGCGUGUAACCUGAUGGCUACGGUGGCACUGACGGCCGGGCAGCUCAUCUUCCUGCUGGGCCUGAUGGAGCUGCCCUUCGUCACCCAGGACUCCCAGUGGUGGGAGGAGGCCAUCGCCGCGCUGUUCCAGUUGGCCAGUUUUGUGCUGGUGAUCGGCUUGGUGACGUUCUACCGGAUUGGCCCGUACACACACCUGUCCUACUCGUGCUACGUGGACAUCGCCGCCUGCUUAUUGGCCACGCUCGCCGCUGCCAUGCUCAUCUGGAACAUCCUGCAUCGCCGCGACGACUGCCUCACACCCCGGGUCAUUGUCAUCAGCCGCUCGCUGGCGUCGAACUUCCACCCACGCCUCGACAAUGACUAUGUGGAGUCGCCCUGCUGAGCCCCCGAGCCCUGACUCUUGAACCUCACAGGGUGAAGAAUAGACAAUGCUCUGACAGUCUCUGCAUAUUUUCACCCAAACAGGUGCCUCAAUUAUUUACUCUACAGAAGACACAUGUUUUGUUGUGGCUCUACCUGUGCUGGACUAACAUGAUUUCACUGUUGUACAGUUCUACAUCUUUGAACUUCAUGGCGACCAGUGGAACUCAAAUUUUUUCCCUGGACUGAGUAACGCUCCUUGAUGCAAGGAUAGUGUCUCCAUAAAACAUCCAGCUAACACAUCUCUAAAUCAAAAAAAAAUAUGAAUGAUACACAACAUGGCCAAAAGUAUGUGGACACCUGCUCGUUGAACAUCUCAUUCAAAAAUCAUGGGUAUUAAUAUUGAGUUGAUCCCUCUUUUGCUGCUAUUACAGGCUCCACUCGUCUGGGAAGGCUUUCCACUAGAUGUUGGAACAUUGCUGCGGGGACUUGCUUCCAUUCAGCCACAAGAGCAUUAGUGAGGUUGGGCACUGAUGUUGGCCUGGCGAUUAGGCCUGGCUCGCAAUUGGCA